AUGGCGACACCCAGCAUGACCCCUCGCACCGAGGAGGAUGAAUAUGAAGAAGACCCUCGAUUCGACGAUGCCGAUGUCACGACGAUCCCCUUCGCGCAGCAGCCGGCCUACGGUCGCGGUCUAUGGAAGAACCCCAUACAAUUUGUCUCUGCCACGCCAGACAACCCCAUCGCAACUGCUCCUGGCAAAGGCAAUACCAUGGCUGAGAAAUACAUGGCCAUUAUGUUUCCAAAUGGUCAACCGCAGCCAAAGGCGGACGCAUAUCCGGCAUGUGGCAUAUGUGGCGAGCCUGUCAAGGAAAAAGACCAACGAAUGCACUUCCUCAGCCCUGCACACCAAGCUGCACUGCCUCGAGCGCCCAUACCUUCAGCCAUAGACCGGACGAGGAUGGGGCUCAAGUACAUGUCGAAACACGGAUACGAUGUCGAUGCGCGGGUUGGCUUGGGCGCGAGUGGUCAAGGCAUGCUGUUCCCGCUCGUGCCCAAGGAGAAGAGAGACAAAUUCGGGCUAGGCAUAGACAAGAAAGAGCACGAGAAGAAGAGAGCCCUGGGCGGCGCAAGUGCCGCAGACGUCAAAGAGGGUCGGCUGGAUGCUGGCAAGGUUAGGAAACUUGCAAAGGUGGAGAAGAGGAAGCACGAUAAGCUACAGAGGAUUUUCUACGGCAAUGAUGAAGUCGAGAAGUACCUCGGCCAGCUGGAUGGAUAG
Messenger RNA from Parastagonospora nodorum SN15, 705 nucleotides. RefSeq lists its product as hypothetical. Bases 1 to 705 code for a protein of 234 amino acids. Gene Ontology annotation, molecular function: nucleic acid binding. The transcript has a single exon. The record is from RefSeq and is a predicted model, not a curated record. NCBI's taxonomy places the organism in Eukaryota, Fungi, Ascomycota, Dothideomycetes, Pleosporales, Phaeosphaeriaceae.